AUGAAACGGGACGUGGUGGUGACAUCCGUCGCAUUCGCGGGCGCCGCGGUCGCGUGCUCGCUCGUCGCGCUUCGAAUAACGCGCAAGAUUAGGACAAGGACCGGACUCGAUCCUUUCGCUGUCCCGAAUGGUUCUUCGCGCGAAAAAGGCGCGGACGGGCGCAAGGCUGCGCUCGUGCUCACGUCACACCCCGAUGAUGAGUCGUACUUCUUCGCACCGACGAUUCAAGCGCUGAAAGCGGCGAACGUGGAGACACACUUGGUGUGCCUGAGCGACGGCGGCGCCGGCGGGGACGGAGAGACGAGAAAGAAGGAGUUAUUGCGCGUGAAAGAGCUGUUCGAGCUAGAGGGGAUGUGCAUCGUGGAGGCAGAAGAUUUGAUGGACGGCAUGACGAACGCGUGGCCGGCGAAGACGGUGAUGACGGUGCUGGACGAGUACACCGGGGGGGCGCCGACGACGUUUGAUUACGUGGUGACGUUCGACGCGGGCGGUGUGUCAGGACAUUUGAAUCACGUUUGCACGUAUGAAGGUACGAAACAGUGGAUUGAGGAGCGGAAAGUUAGCAUUUCCAGCGAUCGGGGCGGUUGUCCGCAGGUCUGGGUAUUAGAGACGACAAACGCGGCACGAAAGUUGAGCGGAGCGUUGGAUUUCGCGACUUCUUAUUUAGAAAGUUUGAUCGACUCGCGGCGCGUGUUCGUGCCGAGCGCGUCACCUAUGCAAGUUCUCAAGGCUGUCCGCUUACACGCUUCGCAAUUCGUGUGGUAUCGUAAGAUUUUCGUCGUGUUUUCGAGGUACACGUACAUGAACACGUUGCGGCGAAUCGAUUGA
Messenger RNA from Ostreococcus lucimarinus CCE9901, 828 nucleotides. RefSeq lists its product with no specific name. Gene Ontology annotation, biological process: GPI anchor biosynthetic process. Gene Ontology annotation, cellular component: endoplasmic reticulum. Gene Ontology annotation, molecular function: N-acetylglucosaminylphosphatidylinositol deacetylase activity. The record is from RefSeq and is a predicted model, not a curated record. The transcript has a single exon. NCBI's taxonomy places the organism in Eukaryota, Viridiplantae, Chlorophyta, Mamiellophyceae, Mamiellales, Bathycoccaceae. The coding region runs from base 1 to 828 and encodes 275 amino acids.